Messenger RNA from Oncorhynchus tshawytscha (Chinook salmon), 1179 nucleotides. Its product is annotated as contactin-associated protein-like 2. The record is from RefSeq and is a predicted model, not a curated record. The transcript has 10 exons. NCBI's taxonomy places the organism in Eukaryota, Metazoa, Chordata, Actinopteri, Salmoniformes, Salmonidae. Bases 1 to 1179 code for a protein of 392 amino acids.
AUGGACCUGGAUGGACCUGGAUGGACCUGGAUGGACCUGGCUGGACCUGGAUGGACCUGGCUGAACCUGGAUGGGACCUGGCUGAACCUGUCUGAAUCUGGCUGGAUCUGGAUGGACCUGGAUGGACCUGGCUGGACCUGGACCUGGCUGGCGUUCUCAGGCAACUCCAACACGGAGAGCGUGGUAAGACACGACCUGGCGCAAGGCAUUGUGGGCCGGUUGCUGCGUUUUGUACCGCUGGACUGGAGUGGAGAGGGACGCAUCGGCCUCCGCAUAGAGGUCUACGGCUGUUCCUACUGGGCAGACGUAAUAAACUUUGAUGGACAGGGAGUUAUAUCGUACCGAUUUAAGGUGAAGAAGAUGAAGAUCAUAAAGGAUGUGAUCGCUCUGAAGUUUAAAACGUGGGAUAGUGAAGGAGUCAUUCUACACGGAGAGGGACAGCAAGGAGACUAUAUUACAUUAGAGCUACGCAAGGCCAAACUCCUCCUGCAGAUUAACCUAGGCAGUAACCAGUACGGUUCGAUCCUGGGCCACACCUCUGUGACGUCUGGAAGCCUAUUGGAUGAUCACCACUGGCACUCUGUGAUGAUUGAACGAUACCGGACGGACCAACACUACGAGUUGAGUUUUGGUGGCAUGCCCUACAGUGGUAAGCCAAUGGGAGGGGGGAUGAAGAACUUCAGAGGCUGUAUGGAGAGCAUCAACUACAACGGAGACAACAUCACUGAUCUGGCACGACGCAAGAAGCUAGACACCUCCAGCUUUCGUAAUCUGUCAUUCUCUUGCAUGGAGUCUCACUCCUUCCCAGUUUUCUUCAACGCCACCAGCUUCCUGCAGCUCCCAGGAAGAGCCAAUCAGGAUGUAGUAUCACUUAGAUUCCAGUUCCGCACCUGGAACGCCAACGGACUCCUCCUUUUCAGUAACCUUGACGACGGAACGCUUGAGAUCGCCCUUGACGACGGGAAGAUGGGAGUUCACUUCAACGUGACGCAGACGAAGAACACCAGGAUAGCAAUAUCAUCAGGUUCUGGCCUUAACGACGGCCAGUGGCACGCAGUGCAUCUAGUCGCUAAGGAGAACUCUGUCAUGUUGACAAUCGAUGGAGACGAAGCGUCAGCGGUCCGAACCACAACGCCUAUCAUCAUCAGGACUGGUGGAACAUACCAUCUGGGAGACUGA